Pyrus x bretschneideri (Chinese white pear) is the source of this 2626-nucleotide messenger RNA. RefSeq lists its product as uncharacterized. Lineage: Eukaryota; Viridiplantae; Streptophyta; Magnoliopsida; Rosales; Rosaceae. The transcript has 15 exons. The record is from RefSeq and is a predicted model, not a curated record. The coding region runs from base 381 to 1820 and encodes 479 amino acids.
GCUAGAUACAAGAAGAGAAGAGGAUAAAGCGGAGGUGGAGCAGAAGAGAGGAGAGAUACUAAAAGAACGGGGAUCCCUCAGAAUCGCAGAUCAGACUUGAGACUUUAAAGACACACUAUUGUAGGAAGGGAAAUGUUUACAGGGUCGUCAGUCGUCAAUGAGGAGAAAAAUGUGGCGGCUGUUACACUUGGAUUUCUAAUAUCGUCCCUACCUCCUCCUUUCUCUUCCCUUCCCUUCCCUUAAAUGCAUGCAUUGAAUUAGUUAGGCUAAGACUUACACGUACAGAGCUACAUACAAGACUUCCAUUGUUUGCAAAUACAACUGAGUUGAAUUAAUCUCAAAGCCAACGGCCCAACAAGAAGAGGAAAUACAAAAUCAAAAUGGGGAAGAAUGAGGUGAUUCGGUUAGAGCGUGAAUCUGCCAUUCAAGUUCUCAAGCCCAAACUCAUCAUGACCUUGGCUAACCUCAUUGAGGAAAGUUCUGAUCGUGCUGAGUUUCUCAAGCUCUGCAAGAGAGUCGAGUACACAAUUCGGGCUUGGUAUCUUCUUCAAUUUGAGGAUUUGAUGCAACUAUACUCCCUGUUUGAUCCUGUCCACGGGAGUCAGAAAUUGGAGCAGCAGAAGCUUUCUCCUCAAGAAGUUGAUGUACUUGAACAGAACUUCCUCAAGUACUUGUUUCAGGUGAUGGAAAAGAGUAAUUUCAAGAUUGCAACUAACGAAGAAGUUGAGGUUGCACAGUCGGGGCAGUAUCUUCUGAAUCUUCCCAUCGUUGUUGAUGAAUCUAAGCUUGACAAUAAACUUUUGAGGAAAUACUUUGACACGCAUCCUUGCCCAAACAUUCCAGAUUUUGCUGAUAAGUACGUCAUCUUCCGACGCGGCAUUGGACUUGAUAAGACGGCAGAUUACUUUAUCAUGGAGAAAGUGGACAUUAUCAUUGCACGUUGCUGGAAAUAUCUUUUACGACUAACCAAGAUGGACAAGUUCUUUUCGAAAAAGAAAAAGGCACAGCGCAAGAAGAAGAAUAUUAGCCUCCUUGACGAAGAGGACUUGUUUGUUGAACGAAUCCGUCUUGAAAAAAUGGAACUGAGCAUUCAAAAUUUGCUGUGCAAGAACACAAUCCAAGAGCCAACUUUUGAUAGGAUUAUUGUUGUUUACAGGCGAGCAAGUACCGAAGAUAAUGCAGAGCGGGGAAUAUAUGUUAAACAUUUCAAAAACAUUCCAAUGGCUGAUAUGGAGAUUGUUCUUCCUGAGAAGAAGAACCCGGGAUUAACUCCAAUGGAUUGGCUCACGUUUGUUGGCUCUGCUGUAGUAGGGCUGGUUGCAGUUGUUACUUCGAUCGAAAUGCCUAAAAUUGAUGUUUGGGUCAUGUUUGCGAUUAUUUCCACUGUGAUUGGUUACUUUGCUAAGACAUACUUCAGUUAUCAGCAGAACUUGGCUCAGUAUCAGAACUUGAUAACACAGUCCAUGUACGAAAAACAAUUGGAUAGCGGACGGGGUACUCUCCUUCACUUGUGCGAUGAUGUGAUUCAACAGGAAGUGAAGGAGGUGAUAAUUGCUUUUUACAUAUUAAUGGAACAAGGGAAAGCUACCGCACUAGAUCUGGAUAAGUGGUGUGAGGAACUAAUCAAAGAACAGUUUAACGACGACUGUAAUUUUGAUGUGGACGAUGCAGUUCAGAAGUUGGAGAAAUUGGGAAUUGUAACUCGGGAUACCCUUGGACGAUAUAACUGCGUAGGGCUGAAACGUGCGAACGAGAUCAUUGGCACCACCACAGAGGAGGUUGUUCUUAAGGCAAAACAAGACUUCACGGCCAAUGCUUGAUAUGUUGUGCUGCUGACAACUCAAAACUCAUAUGUGUUUGUCAUUUUUAACUCCAUUAAAUUUGUUUCAUUGUUUGGAAUUCCUAGUCACAGUUUGUUAAUAAUAAAUGGGAUACUGUCCUAGAUCAUCAUUUCUUUUCUUUAAAAUACUUUUUGGUUCAAGUAAAAACUAAAUAUAAAAGGCAUGUUGAGAGGUGGUGUUAAUAAUAAUAUUGCAAAUAUUCCAAGCAAGCAACCACUUGACAGAACAUGACAAGCCUUGAUUGUAAGUUAAUCUUGAGAUUAGAGUGGACUCUACUUUGAGAAAGAUCAAGUCAUCAAUUCAUAAAUAUUAGACAGUCAUUCGGUCACAGCCACAACGAAAUUCCCAACAUCCAAUUUGAAUUUCAAGCAUUUUCCUGGUGAGGUUUCGGGUACAGUAAGCAUUCACAUCAACCGGAUGACUGCAUCAAACUUGACGUUUUCUUCCAAUAAACGCUGCGGUGGAGGAGCAGCAGGCAGGCUUGGGUGGUGUUCUCGCUCUGGUCAAAGUAGUUGGAUGCUAGGCGAGUGAGGGUGUUGGGCUUGGCGAGACGAAGCGCCUCUUGGACGCACUCUUCAGUUGGACUGAAGCACUUGCCCCAACAGAAGCUGCUGCUGCCUCUGACUGGUGGUGGCGCGAAUUGUCGUCGUCCUCCUGCAGCUGCAGCUGAUCAUGGUUAUGGAGCUGAACCUUGGACCAAAUCUCAUUGUAGGAUUGGCCUCGGACGGCGCGGGUGUACUCGUGGAUGAGAAUGGUGGAGGGCGACGCCUCCGAGCUCGUUGCUC